AGCCGCAGACUGCCGCACGUAUGUCCGGGUCUGGGCUUCUCCCUCCUCGGAGAGGCAGCGCCAGUUGUUGGCCAAAAAUAAACACCAUUCCUCAACCAUAUAUGUCCACCAGUCCAGAGCUGGGGAGGAGCAGCGGGAGGUAGGUCAGGUCCCUGGGCUCCAGCCACACUCCACGUGGCCGCGGCGCACCAUGCACAUCACCCAGCUCAACCGCGAGUGUCUGCUGCACCUCUUCUCCUUCCUGGACAAGGACAGCAGGAAGAACCUCGCCAGGACCUGCCCCCAGCUCCAGGACGUGUUUGAGGACCCUGCACUCUGGCCCCUGCUGCACUUUCGUUCCCUCACAGAACUCAAGAAGGACAACUUCCUCCUGAGCCCGGCGCUCAGGAGCCUCUCCAUCUGCUGGCACUCCAGCCGCGUGCAGGUGUGCAGUAUCGAGGACUGGCUCAAGAGCGCCCUCCAGAGGAGCAUCUGCAGCCGGCACGAGAGCCUAGUCAAUGAUUUCCUCCUCCAGGUGUGCGACAGGUGCCCCAACCUGGCUUCCGUCACGCUGUCGGGCUGCGGCCACGUCACCGACGACUACCUGGCGCGCCUGCUGCGCUGCUGCCCGCGCCUGCGCGCGCUGCGCCUGGAGAACUGCGCGCGCGUCACCAACCGCACGCUGACGGCCGCGGCGGCGCACGGGCGCGCGCUGCAGACGCUGCACGUGGACUUCUGCCGCAACGUGAGCGCGGCCGGCCUGCGCCGCCUGCGCGCCGCGUGCCCGCGCCUGACGCUGCGCGCCGAGCACAGCGCGGCCAUGAUCCCUGACCAGCUGCCGCGCGCCCCUCGCGCGCCCGGCGCCGCCCUCCGCAAGCUGCUUCCCCACUAGGCCCGCGGGGAACCUGGGCCCCCGGGCGGAAGCAGCUGCCUGGCUUGAACUGCAGCUCCCAGACAGCCGCCACAUCCUCAGCCAAAAUGGGGAUACGAGCGCCUACCCCACGUUGCGAUUUUAUUCAUUGAGUGCGAAAUUUGGUGGCCAGAUGCUUGGAAAACGCUCGGGUGUCUCUCACUGAACACCAGCACCCUUCCGUGGCCCUCCGGCGCACCCGGUUCUCCCAGGCGCUGCCCGCAGGUGCGGGAGGACCUACCCCAUCCUCCCCCCACCCCCGAAGCUGCAGCUGGGGAGUCUAAAUGACCCCCGUGGGAAGG
Messenger RNA from Hippopotamus amphibius kiboko, 1191 nucleotides. It is a transcript of the gene FBXL22, whose product is annotated as F-box and leucine rich repeat protein 22. The transcript is spliced from 2 exons. Gene Ontology annotation, molecular function: protein binding. Lineage: Eukaryota; Metazoa; Chordata; Mammalia; Artiodactyla; Hippopotamidae. The record is from RefSeq and is a predicted model, not a curated record. Gene Ontology annotation, cellular component: SCF ubiquitin ligase complex. Bases 191 to 871 code for a protein of 226 amino acids. Gene Ontology annotation, biological process: SCF-dependent proteasomal ubiquitin-dependent protein catabolic process.